This is a messenger RNA of Polyodon spathula (Mississippi paddlefish), 6608 nucleotides long. Its product is annotated as eIF-2-alpha kinase activator GCN1-like. The record is from RefSeq and is a predicted model, not a curated record. Gene Ontology annotation, molecular function: protein binding; protein kinase regulator activity. Gene Ontology annotation, biological process: regulation of translation; cellular response to amino acid starvation. NCBI's taxonomy places the organism in Eukaryota, Metazoa, Chordata, Actinopteri, Acipenseriformes, Polyodontidae. Gene Ontology annotation, cellular component: cytosol. The coding region runs from base 1 to 5700 and encodes 1899 amino acids. The transcript has 36 exons.
AUGACGGUGAUGAUGAUAGUGACAACGCACUGUUUGAUUUUGUUCCCCAGCACCCAGCAGGAGAGCACAAAGAAGGGGAACCUGAAGCGUGAGAACAAGGCUUAUUCCUACAAAGAGCAGAUCCUGGAGCUGGAGCUGAAAGAGGAAAUCAAAAAGAAGAAAGGAAUCAAAGAGGAGCUGCAGCUGACGAGCAAACAGAAGGAGCUGAUGCAAGCGCAGCUGGAGAGAGAGUCUGCCAUCAGGAAGAAGCUGCUGGAGCUGGACCGGGAGCUGCAGUCUGCCCUGAGCCUCCUGGCUGCAGUAGUGACCAGAAAACCCUCAGGCCUGUCCCAGCACAUCCCCCUGGUCAUCCACUCCUUCCUGCCGCUCUUCAAAUCCCCGCUGGCGGCUCCCAGGAUCAAGGAGCCCUUCCUGGCUUUGGCCAACUGCGUGAUGCCUGCCGAGCUGACAAACCUAGGCUUCCUGGUAGGUCAUGUGACGCUGCGUCUGCUGCAGCCGGAGUGCGAGCUGGACGAAGCGUGGGGUCAGGAGGAGCUGGGGGCAGCCACGGUCCGAGCGGUCAGCCUGCUGCACAGCCACACGGUCCAGCACAGCAAUGUUCUGUCGGCCCCUGCCUUUGCGUUCUGCUUCCCCUUCCUGAAGACCGUGCUGACUGAGACGACCAACGACAGCGAGGAGCAGGAGGAUCUGCUGAUGCAGGCGUUGCAGGUCAUCAAUGAGCAUGCUCAGCUCCGCUCCAGCACAGCCAGCCCGGAGCAGCUCGUGGACGAGAACGGUCCGGAGCUGCUUCCGCGGGUGGACAUGCUCCUGCUGCUGACCAGACUGAUCGGGACCGGCGCACCACGACUGCAGGUCCUGGCCUCUCGCACCCUGACCUCUCUGUGUGCCAGCAGCAGUGGUGAGGAGGGCUGUGGUUACGCCGAGCAGGAGGAGAUAGAUGUGCUGCUGCAGGCUCUGCAGUCCCCGUGCUUCGCUGUGAGGGACGCUGCUCUGCGGGGGCUGCUGGAGCUGGAGAUGGUGCUGCCCACGGUGGACAGCGAUGAGAAGAAUGGGCUGAACCUCCUGCGCAGGGUCUGGGUGGGGCGCUUCGACGUGGAGGAGGAGGGCAGGGCGCUGGCAGAGAGGCUGUGGGAGACUAUGGCACUGGAGCUGGACCCUGGCCUGUGCUCCCUGCUCAUCGGGGAUGUGAUCCACCACGAGGAGGCCGUGCGGCAGGCUGGGGCCGAGGCGCUCUCCAGAGCCGUGGCUCAGUACAGCAGGCAGGCAGCCCAGGUCCUGGGCAAGCUGAUGGAGAUCUACCAGGAGAAGCUCUACAGGCCUCCGCCUGUACUGGACGCUCUGGGUCGAGUGAUAUCUGAAGCCCCUCCGGACCAGUGGGAGGCCAGGUGUGGGAUCGCGCUGGCCCUGAACAAGCUCUCCCAGUACCUCGACGGCUCCCAGGUCACCCCCCUCUUCCAGUUCUUUGUCCCUGAAGCCCUCAAUGACCGCCAUGCUGAGGUCAGGAAGUGCAUGCUGGACGCAGCCCUGUCUGCUCUCAACACUCACGGGAAGGACAACGUGAGCUCCCUGCUGCCCGUCUUUGAGGAGUUCCUGAAGAAUGCUCCGCAGGACGCGAGCUACGACUCUGUCCGGCAGAGUGUGGUCAUCCUCAUGGGCUCUCUGGCCAAGCAUCUGGACAAGAGCGACCCCAAAGUGAAACCCAUUGUGGCCAAGCUUAUCACCGCGCUGUGCACUCCCUCCCAGCAGGUCCAGGAAUCGGUGGCUGGCUGCCUGCCCCCCCUGGUCCCUGCUAUCAGGGAGGAUGCGGGCGGGAUGGUUCAGAAGCUGCUGCAGCUUCUGCUGGAGUCUGAUAAGUACGCAGAGAGGAAGGGGGCUGCGUACGGACUGGCUGGGCUGGUGAAGGGACUGGGGAUCCUGUCCCUCAAGCAGCUGGAGAUCAUGGCCACCCUGACCGACGGCAUCCAGGACAAGAAGAACUUCCGGCGUCGGGAAGGAGCCCUGUUUGCCUUCGAGAUGCUCUGCAACAUGCUGGGGAAGCUCUUCGAACCCUACGUGGUGCACGUCCUGCCCCACCUGCUGCUCUGCUUCGGGGACGGGAACCAGUACGUCCGAGAGGCUGCUGAUGACUGUGCCAAGGCGGUGAUGAGGAACCUGAGUGCCCACGGCGUGAAGCUGGUCCUGCCCUCCCUCCUGCUGGCUCUGGAGGAGGAGUCCUGGAGAACCAAAGCAGGCUCUGUGGAGCUCCUCGGUGCCAUGGCGUUCUGCGCUCCCAAGCAGCUCUCCUCCUGCCUGCCCAACAUCGUGCCCAAGCUCACCGAGGUGCUCACAGACUCCCACGUCAAGGUGCAGAAGGCUGGGCAGCAGGCCCUGCGGCUGAUCGGCUCCGUCAUCCGCAACCCGGAGAUCCUGGCUAUCACCCCGAUCCUGCUCGACGCCCUGACGGACCCCUCCAGGAAGACACACAAGUGCCUGCAGACGCUGCUGGACACCAAGUUCGUUCACUUCAUCGACGCCCCCUCGCUGGCUCUCAUCAUGCCCAUCGUGCAGCGCGCGUUCCAGGACCGCUCCACCGACACGCGCAAGAUGGCAGCGCAGAUCAUUGGCAACAUGUACUCCCUCACCGACCAGAAGGACCUGUCUCCUUACCUGCCCAGCGUAAUACCAGGACUGAAGGCCUCCCUGUUGGAUCCUGUACCCGAGGUGCGGACGGUGUCUGCCAAGGCGCUGGGUGCCAUGGUGAAGGGGAUGGGCGAGUCCUGCUUCGACGACCUCCUGCCCUGGCUCAUGGAGACCUUGGCCUCGGAGCAGAGCUCAGUGGACCGAUCUGGGGCAGCGCAAGGUCUGGCCGAGGUGAUGGCUGGCCUGGGCGUGGAGAAGCUGGACAAGCUCAUGCCGGACGUGGUUGCGACGGCCAGCAAGGUGGACAUCGCCUCUCACGUGCGCGAUGGCUACAUCAUGAUGUUCAUCUACCUGCCCCUCACCUUUGGGGACAAAUUCACCCCCUACGUCGGACCCAUCAUCCCCUGCAUUCUCAAGGCUCUGGCCGAUGAGAACGAGUACGUGCGUGACACGGCUCUGCGGGCGGGGCAGAGGAUCAUCAGCAUGUACGCAGAGACCGCCAUCGCCUUGCUGCUGCCGGAGCUGGAGCAGGGACUGUUCGAUGACCUGUGGAGGAUCAGGUUCAGCUCCGUGCAGUUGCUAGGCGACCUGCUGUUCCACAUUUCGGGCGUGUCAGGUAAGAUGACGACUGAGACCGCCUCCGAGGACGACAACUUUGGCACAGCGCAGUCGAACAAGGCGAUCAUCGGUGCCCUCGGUGACGUGAGGAGGAACAACGUGCUGGCCGGUCUCUACAUGGGCCGCUCGGACACUCAGCUGGUGGUGCGGCAGGCGUCCCUCCACGUGUGGAAGAUCGUGGUGUCGAACACGCCCCGCACGCUGCGGGAGAUCCUGCCCACGCUCUUCAGCCUGCUCCUGGGCUUCCUGGCCAGCACCUGCCCUGAUAAGAGAACGAUUGCUGCCCGGACUCUGGGGGACCUGGUGCGCAAGCUGGGUGAGAAAAUUCUCCCUGAGAUCAUCCCGAUCCUGGAGGAGGGGCUGCGCUCGGAGAAGAGUGACCAGAGGCAAGGGGUCUGCAUCGGCCUGAGCGAGAUCAUGAAGUCAACCAGCAAGGACGCGGUGCUGGUGUUCUCAGAGUCCCUGGUCCCCACGGUGCGGAAGGCUCUGUGUGACCCCCUGGAGGAGGUGCGGGAGGCGGCCGGCAAGACCUUCGAGCAGCUGCACUGCACCAUCGGAUACCAGGCGCUGGACGACAUCCUGCCCGCCCUGCUGGAGCAGCUGGAUGAUGAGAACACCUCUGAGUUUGCCCUGGAUGGGUUGAAGCAGGUGAUGGCUGUGAAGAGUCGAUCAGUGCUGCCUUACCUCGUGCCAAAGCUCACGGCUCCUCCGGUAAACACCCGUGUCCUUGCGUUCCUGUCGGCUGUGGCUGGCGAUGCUCUGACCCGCCACCUCGCUGUCAUCCUGCCCGCUCUGAUGUCUGCACUGAAGGAGAAGCUCGGGGCAGAGGAGGUAGAGCAGGAGCUGGCGAGCUGCCAGGCGGUGAUCCUGUCUGUGGAGGACGAGGUGGGCCAGCGCAUCAUCAUCGAGGACCUCCUGGAGGCCAGCCACAGCGCCGACAUGGGCAUGAGGAGAGCGGCCGCCACCCUCCUCAACGGCUACGUCAGCAAGACCAAGGCUGACUACAGCGCCCACACCCGGAGCCUGGUGUCCGGCCUGGUCCGACUCUUCAACGACAGGGACGCUGUGGUGCUGAACGAGAGCUGGGACGCGCUGAGCAGCAUCACCAAGAAACUUGACGCUGGGAGCCAGCUGGCGCUGAUCGAUGACCUGCACAGGGAUAUUCGCACGGCAGGGAAUGAAGCCAAGGGGGAGACCCUGCCAGGGUUCUGCCUGCCCAAGAAGGGUGUGACCUCCAUCCUGCCGGUGCUGCGUGAGGGGGUGCUGACAGGCAGUCCGGAGCAGAAGGAGGAAGCAGCCAAGGCCCUGGGGCUGGUCAUCAAGCUGACCUCCGCUGAGGCGCUGCGGCCCUCCGUGGUCAACAUCACCGGACCCCUCAUCCGCAUCUUGGGAGAUCGAUUCAGUUGGAACGUCAAGGUGGCGCUGCUGGAGACCCUCACCCUGCUGCUUGCCAAGGUUGGCAUCUUCCUCAAGCCCUUCCUGCCGCAGCUCCAGACCACCUUCCUGAAGGCCCUGCAGGACUCGAACCGCUCGGUGAGGCUGCGAGCCGCCCAGGCGCUGGGGAAGCUCAUCGCCAUCCACACCAAGGUGGACCCCCUGUUCACAGAGCAGCUCAACGGGAUCCGCUCGGCCGAGGACCCCGGGGUCAGGGAGACCAUGCUGCAGGCUCUGCGUUUUGUUAUCCAGGGGGCCGGGGGUAAGGUGGACCCUGCAAUCCGGAGGAGCAUCACCACCACUCUGCUGAGCAUGCUGGGUCACGAUGAGGAUGCCAUGCGCAUGGCCUCAGCGGGCUGCCUGGGAGAGCUGUGCGCUUUCCUGCCGGAGGACGAGCUGCAGACUGUCCUGCAGCAGCACAUACUGGCGGACGUGUCUGGUAUUGAUUGGAUGGUGAGACAUGGGCGGAGUGUGGCUCUCUCUAUUGCGAUGAAGGCAGCUCCCAGCAAGCUUUGCAGCGAGGAGUACAGCGCGGAGGUGGUUGACAUGAUCUUGAGCAAUGCCGCUGCGGACCGGAUCCCCAUUGCCACGAGUGGGAUCAGAGCCGUGGGCUUUCUAAUGAGGCACCAGAUUGAAAGCGAGGGAGGGAGUGUUCCUGCCAAGGUCUCCACGCAUCUUGUAAAGUGUCUCCAGAAUCCAUCGAGUGACAUCAAGCUGGUGGCGGAGAAGAUGGUAUGGUGGAUGAAUAAGGAGCCCACCCCCCCCAUGACCCCCGUGCUGAUCAAACCCAUCCUGAAAGCCCUGCUGGACAACACCAAGGACAAGAACACCAGCGUGCGGGCCUACGCUGACCAGGCCAUCGUCAACCUGCUGAAGAUGAGGGAGGGAGGCGCCGUCUCUCAGAGCGUGUCUGCGAUUCUGGACACUGCCAGCAGUGAGCUGCUGACCGAAGCGUGCCGGAGAUCUCUGACGAAGAUCGCGAGCCAGGUGGACUCCGGCGAGCAGAUCGAUGACACCAUCCUCACGUGAUCUCCACAGAGCCGGGGGCAGCUGACACAACCAGCCCUGUGUCGGCAUUUUCACCUGGGAGGAGGGGGCUGCACUGGGCGUCCAGCUACUACAUUACAGCAAGAAAGUGUUGAGGCUGAAACUCAAAAAUAUUAUUAUAGAAAAUAAAAAAGUGAAAGGCAUUAUUUUCCCAGCUUGUGUUAAAUAUUUGAACACCCCGAAACAACAUUUGCCAAAAGUAAACAUUUGUGUUAGCCAGUUCAGUGUAUUGCAACACAGUGACCGGUUCGGGUUGUGUAACACACAUGAGAUUGACCCGCUCUCUUCCACAAUACGGAGCCCUUGUGGUAUUUAAGGGGACUGUCUCUAAAUGUGCAAGCGAGGAGAGGCUUUUGCAUUAAGGUAAUGGGAUCAACUGUAAAUGUUUGCAUGAUUCAUCUUUAAUUAAAACUAAUAUAAAAUGAGCUGGACAUUUUAAGUAUAGAAUACACCCCUUGAAAGAAUGGGAAUGGUAUGCCCCUGUUCUAGAAUUCAGUGCCCCCCUCAUUCCAAUGAUGACAAAACAAUAAGACCCAAAAUGUUCGGGAGUCUGGCGUUGCUGAUUGGCCGAGAGGGACUUGGACUUAACUUUGAUCAAUAUUCUGUGAUGCUUUUGUGACUUCAGCUCCCGAGCCAAUAUAAAGCAUGGAGACGGUGGAAGAGCGGCGCUGUAGUUAACACUGGCCCUUUUCUUACACAGCGCCCCCUGCUGUGGAGGUAUUGUGUUGCUAUGCUCAGCAAACUGCUUGUGACGGUUAGAAAAGGAAAGUGUGUGAAACUGAAUUGAUAACAUAUCCUUUCGGAAAACUCGAGAAAAUCUACAACCCUAAAAUGCGGGCUGCUUAAAAAAAUAAAAUGACAGAUUUAAUAAAUGCUUUGAUGUGAAAUAA